This is a messenger RNA of Xenopus laevis (African clawed frog), 3933 nucleotides long. It is a transcript of the gene tcerg1.S, whose product is annotated as transcription elongation regulator 1. Lineage: Eukaryota; Metazoa; Chordata; Amphibia; Anura; Pipidae. The transcript is spliced from 21 exons. The record is from RefSeq and is a predicted model, not a curated record. Bases 158 to 3298 code for a protein of 1046 amino acids.
AUUCUUCCGGUAUCUGCAGAGGAGGAAAGCGUCGCACUACGUGCCGGGCCUUCACGUUGACUGAAGUGCGUCUCGUCCAAUAGGACAGGCGUUCUGCUUAGUCAGGUGGUUUGUGGGUGGGCGUUGCGUCAGAAGGGGAUUGUCGGCAGUACCUGUAAUGGCGGAGCGUGGGGACACCGAGGCGGAGAGAUAUACAACCGAUAUUCGGAUGGCACAACAGCAACAAGCGCUGCGCUUUUGUGGUCCAACGCCUCCACCAAGUCCGGUCAUGAGGGGCCCGCCUCCUCUUCUUCGUCCUCCUCCUCAUUUUGCUAUGAUGCGUGGGCCUCCUCCACCUCCACGCCCUCCUUUUGGUCGUCCUCCUUUUGAUCCUAGCAUGCCACCAAUACCUCCCCCAAGUGCAAUUCCUCCGCCUAUUGCUCCUCCUCACCUUCAGAGGCCACCCUUCAUGCCUCCGCAUAUUGGAAGUAUGCCUCCUCCUGGAAUGUUGUUUCCCCCUGGGAUGCCUCCUGUAUCAACACCUGCAACAACUCCGACUCCCAGUCAAAGCCCUACACCUACACAAGCACCAACAUUGCCACCAAAUGAGGAGAUAUGGGUAGAGAACAAGACUCCAGAUGGGAAGGUUUAUUAUUACAAUGCCCGGACUCGAGAGUCUGCAUGGUCAAAACCAGAUGGUGUGAAGGUCAUCCAACAGUCAGAGCUGACUCCAUUGAUGGCAGCCCAGGCUCAGGCAGCCCAGGCACAAGCCCAAGCUCAGGCAGCUCAAGUUCAGGUAGCACAGGCUCAAGCCCAGGCAGCUCAAGUUCAAGCACAGGCAGCUCACUCACAGCCUAUCCAUUCUCAGGCAGUAACAGGUGCCUCUCCUACAACUACCAGUACAUCUAUGUUGGUAUCUACAUCAACACAUUCUACUAGCCAGGCCUCUUCUACCAAUACAACUACAUCAAACUCCAUUUCACAGGCUAUUACAAGUUCGUCUGCUCCUGAGCAAACACAGAGUGUGUCAUCAGUCAGUGUUGCCACAACUGUGCCAACAGUAUCUUCAGUGCAGAGCUUGACAGCCCAGUUAUCCCAGGUUCUUCCUCCAACACUUUCACAUGCAGUGCCACAGCCAGCAGCAGCAAUUCAAGCCUUUCCUCCAGUAAUGGUACCUCCAUUUCGUGUUCCCCUUCCUGGCAUGCCCAUACCAUUACCAGGUGUAGCAAUGAUGCAAAUAGUCAGCUGCCCGUAUGUAAAGACAGUCACUACCACCAAAGCCGGUGUCUUGCCUGGCAUUGCACCUCCGAUUGUACCAAUGAUACAUCCCCAAGUGGCUCUCGCUGCUUCUCCUGCAACUUUAGCUAGAGUGACCAUAUUGACUGAAUGGUCAGAAUAUAAAACAGCAGACGGAAAGACAUAUUAUUACAAUAACAGGACUUUGGAAUCAACGUGGGAUAAACCCCAGGAACUCAAAGAAAAAGAGUUUGAAAAGAUAAAAGAACCAACAAAGCCAGAAACCGUUAUUAAGGAAGAGCCUCAACCAAUGGAUACAGAAGACGAAAUCCCAAAGGAAGAACCUCCCAAGGAGAUAAAGGAGGAGCCAAAAGAGGAGGAGAUGACUGAGGAAGAAAAGGCAGCUCAAAAAGCCCGGCCAGUGGCUACUACCCCAAUCCCUGGCACUCCAUGGUGCGUUGUGUGGACUGGUGAUGAACGGGUGUUUUUCUACAAUCCCACUACUCGGCUUUCUAUGUGGGACCGACCUGAAGACCUUAUUGGAAGGGCUGAUGUAGACAAAAUCAUUCAGGUGCCUCCCCAUAAAAGAGGAAUGGAAGAUGGCAAGAAAUAUUACAAAGAAGAUCAAGACUCUGCUGAGGAUGCAAAUGACGACGAGCCUAUAAAAGCAAAGAAGAGAAAGAAGGAUGACCCAGAGGCUGAUAAGGAGACUGCGAUGGAGGCCGAAAUAAAAGCUGCUCGUGAGAGGGCAAUUGUUCCCCUGGAUUCUCGAAUGAAACAGUUUAGAGAUAUGUUGCUGGAGAGAGGGGUUUCAGCAUUUUCAACAUGGGAGAAAGAGCUCCACAAGAUUGUGUUUGACCCUCGUUAUUUGUUAUUAAAUCCUAAAGAAAGGAAACAGGUGUUUGAUCAGUAUGUGAAAACAAGGGCAGAAGAGGAACGCAAAGAGAAGAAAAACAAGAGUAUGCAAGCUAAGGACGACUUUAAGAAAAUGAUGGAGGAUGCCAAGAUAAACCCAAGAGCUACCUUUAGUGAAUUUGGAGGCAAACAUGCCAAAGAUGCACGGUUCAAAGCCAUUGAAAAAAUGAAAGACCGCGAAACCUUAUUUAAUGAGUACAUGGUGGCAGCAAGGAAGAAGGAAAAAGAAGAUUCCAAGAACAAAGGAGAGAAGGUCAGAUCAGACUUCUUCGACUUGUUGUCCAGCCUUCAUUUAGAAGGACAGUCUCGAUGGAGCAAAAUCAAAGACAAGAUCGAGAAUGAUCUCCGUUACAAAGCCGUGGAAAGCUCAGCUGCAAGAGAAGAGCUUUUUAAGCAGUAUAUUGAAAAGAUUGUGAAGAAUUUAGAUGCAGAAAAGGAGAAGGAACUGGAAAGGCAAUCUCGCAUUGAGGCAAGCUUACGUGAAAGAGAGCGGGAGGUGCAGAAAGCUCGCUCUGAGCAAACCAAGGAGAUUGACAGAGAACGAGAACAGCACAAGCGAGAAGAAGCAAUUCAGAACUUUAAAGCUCUUCUGUCUGAUAUGGUACGGACAUCGGAUGUCUCAUGGUCUGACACAAGAAAAACAUUGAGGAAGGACCACAGAUGGGAAUCCGGUUCUGUACUGGAAAGGGAAGAGAAGGAAAAACUUUUUAGUGAACACAUUGAGGCUCUUACUAAAAAGAAACGUGAACUAUUUAGACAACUGUUGGAUGAAACAUCUGCUAUUACUUUAACAUCCACUUGGAAAGAGGUUAAGAAAAUAAUUAAGGAUGAUCCACGCUGCAUUAAGUUUUCUUCAAGUGACCGGAAAAAACAAAGGGAAUUUGAAGAAUAUAUUCGAGAUAAACACAUCACUGCCAAAGCAGACUUCAGAACUCUUCUGAAAGAAACCAAAUUCAUCACAUACAGAUCCAAGAAAAUGCUACUGGAAUCUGACCAGCCCCUGAGGGACUUAGAGAAAAUCCUCCAAAAUGACAAACGAUACCUGGUACUUGACUGCAUUCCCGAGGAGAGACGGAAACUCAUCAUGUCUUACGUAGACGACCUUGACCGGCGAGGACCUCCUCCACCACCCACGGCCUCCGAACCGGCCAGAAGAUCCACAAAGUGAUGUCGUAUUUUAAUCAGACGGGUAUAUAAGUUCAUUCAUAGCAACUGCAUGAGCCACCCAAGAGAGUUUUCUUUUAAUUGUCCAUUUCACUCUACUCCAAACAACUGCAGAAACAAAUAGGAGCGGCUGCAUUUCUGAACAGAGAACUUGUAUCUGUGCAACACUCUGCAACAGCAAUCCGGUGUCUGUGUAUCCAAGUUAUCAGAUUUUUUUUUUUUUUUCCCCAUCAACAUUCUCCAGACGUCGCAUCACGUUUUACUUUUUGUCCUGCAGCAACAACUUUAGUCACGAGCCUAACUGAAAACUGAAUGUUAGACAAGCGUUGCUCCAGAACGUGUUGGUUAGUACAGAUGCUAGAAUGAGGCCUUCAUCUGCUGGUACCGCACAGCUCCGGGUAUCAAAUUCUGUUGUAUACAUUUUUGUUUUUUAUUUUUUUUCCCAGUCUUUUGUUAAUCCAUGAAGCGAUCUUCAUUUUUGUUCUGAUUUUUGAAUCAAGGGGGAAUUACCCUUUAGGGUAGUUCGUGUAAGAUUGUAUGCUCCAUUUUGAAUGUUAAACUUGUGUCUCUAAAGUUUAAUUUUGAAAUGUUGGAUUUGUUCAGUUUAUGUAAUUGAACUACAAUAAACUUUUUUUUAUA